AUGCCUUCUUCAGGCCAGUUCCUGGCUUCAAGCAGUGCAGUUCUCCUCUUUGCUCUUCUGAUAUUGCCAGUGUCUUCUGCGGCCCUGCAGGCCUAUGAUCACCCUUCUUCUGUCUGCACAAUCUCUGAUCAGGUAUAUGUGAAUAUGCCUAGAUUCUCUAUCAAUGGUCCUCGCGCUGUGGCGCAUUUCCACAAUCUCAUUGUCAAUGAGAGAUGA
This is a messenger RNA of Blastomyces gilchristii SLH14081, 216 nucleotides long. RefSeq lists its product as uncharacterized. Lineage: Eukaryota; Fungi; Ascomycota; Eurotiomycetes; Onygenales; Ajellomycetaceae. The record is from RefSeq and is a predicted model, not a curated record. The transcript is spliced from 2 exons. The coding region runs from base 1 to 216 and encodes 71 amino acids.